AUGAACAGUCCCUCUCAAUUGAUUCAAAAUGUUUGUCUCACCCAGGAGAUGGAACUCACGAAGGGCUUCUCUGGCCAACGGACAUUCAUAUCUGCAGCCCUCAGCCUGCUAUCACUCAGCCUCUCCACAACAUCCCUGCUCAGCAGCUCCUGGUUUGUGGGCACACAGAAGGUGCCUAAGCCCCUGUGCGGAAAAAGUCUGGCAGCCAAAUGCUUUGACAUGCCAAUGUCCCUGGAGGGCAGCUUCUCCAACGCAUCAACCCCGGAGGUGGUUCAAUACAGCUGGGAGACUGGGGAUGACCGGUUCUCCUUCCUUACCUUCCGGAGUGGCAUGUGGCUAUCCUGUGAGGAAACCAUGGAAGAACCAGGGGAGAGGUGCCGAAGUUUCAUUGAACUCACACCACCAGCCGAGAGAGAGAUCCUCUGGUUAUCACUGGGAGCCCAAAUCACGUACAUUGGCCUUGAGUUCAUCAGCUUCCUCCUGCUCCUGAUGGACUUACUGCUCACAGGGAACCCUGGCUGUGGGCUUAAGCUGAGCGCCUUUGCAGCCAUUGCCUCUGUUUUGUCAGGCCUUCUGGGGAUGGUGGCCCAUAUGAUGUAUUCCCAAGUCUUCCAGGCAACUGCCAACGUGGGUCCAGAAGACUGGAGACCACAUUCUUGGAAUUAUGGCUGGGCCUUCUACACGGCCUGGGUUUCCUUCACCUGCUGCAUGGCAUCUGCUGUCACCACUUUCAACACAUACACCAGGAUGGUCCUGGAGUUCAAAUGCAGACAUAGUAAGACCUUCAAAGAAAACCCAGGUUGCCUACUCCAUCACCACCGGUGCUUCCCUCAGCAGCAGUCAUGUACAACCCACCCCAGAGGUCCUCCCACAAGCUACCACCAAUACCACAACCAGCCCAUCCACUCCAUCUCUGAAAGUGCUGACUUCUACUCAGCACUACAAGACCAGAGAUUUCAACAAGGGACCAGCCAGGAGCUGAAAGAAGUGGUUGGGUCAUCCAUAGAAGAGCAGUGCUAGUAGUUAAGUGGGUUUGGAGAGCAGGCUGAGCCCUACCUUACACGUAUUUGUUCAUUAUAAACAGCAGCU
Molecule: messenger RNA, 1089 nt
Organism: Marmota monax (woodchuck)
Lineage: Eukaryota; Metazoa; Chordata; Mammalia; Rodentia; Sciuridae
Gene: Gsg1
Product: germ cell associated 1
Exons: 6
Coding region: 1-1020 (339 amino acids)
Cellular component (GO): plasma membrane
Source: RefSeq, a predicted model, not a curated record